CACCGCAGGGGAGCGGAUCAGGCCGAGCUCGAAGACACCCAUGUAUUAUACCCAUUUUACUGUCAUUGGAAUUUAGUGAAUUCAGUGGAGAAAUAACUAGAUCUAGUUCUUAGUAUUGAUCAUAAGGUAUUCCUCACUAAAAGUAUGAAUAUACAGACUAGUGUCGAGCUGCUCCUGAUUGGAAAAACCGGGAAUGGCAAAAGUGCGACUGGAAAUUCCAUUGCAGGAAAACGAAAGUUUGCGAGUGAGUCCAGUACAUCUUCUGUGACAAAAGAGUUCGACGCCGAUAUCACAGAACACAAGGGUCGUCAGAUUAAAGUCGUGGAUGGUCUGGCAUUUUGUGACACAAGGCUGGAUAAUGAACGGUCAGUUGAGCAGUUGAAUGAUGCAGCAAAAUUGGCUCUGGCAGCCAAUCCUGACGGCUAUCAUGCUUUUCUUCUCGUCCUGAAAUAUGGCAAUAGGUUUACACGUGAAGAACAGGAGUCGGUUGUGUUGUUAAAGAAAAUAUUCGGACAUGAUUUUGUUCGUAAAUUUUGUAUUCUAAUCUUGACAUGCGGAGAUGUUUUUCAUCAAGAUCAGGAGGAAACAGAUCCAGUAGGAUUGGACUUCUCAGAGUGGUGCCAAAAACAAGAUGGCGCCUUUAAGGAUUUGGUCGAGGAGUGUUGCAAUAGGGUGAUUUUGUUUGAUAAUAAAACCAAAGACGAGAAAAAGAAAAAAGAACAAGUUGACACAUUAGUCCAAAUGGUUGAUGAGUUGAGAUUUCGCGAUCGACGUUAUACGGAAGCUCACUAUGAAAAGGCUCAGAAAAUCAAAGAUAAUGUGGCAGCCAAACCAAAGGUGCUCACGACAAACGGCGAGACCACGGUCAAGGAAGAACGUCCAGUUGUUGACCAGCCGCAAGUCUCACAUGAGACAGUAGACGUAGUCACACUUGACAAGAUGUUGAGUCAAACCAAUACUGUCCAGGUCAUACUAGCCAAGCAGGAAGAAUUUUCUGGAGCUCUUCAAGACCUGACUCAAACCGUGAAAUCUCUACAAAAACAGGUCUCUGAUGAAAACGUUUUCGCUUGCAGAUGUAUUCAAGAAAUACUACAAAUGCGACAACAGGAAGAAGAAAUGCAACAGAUCUUCGAUAAAGAGCUGAAAUAUCAAAGAGAGGAUUAUGAAAAUCAAAUUGAGGACUUAAAACGCGAUGAGCAACAGAGGAGGGAAAUAGAACGCAAUCACCAGAAGAGAUUUGAAGAUCUGGUGCAACAGAGGCGAGACACGGAGCGCGGACGUCAAACGAUUCCCAUAGUAAUGGAACAGGCAGGACAAGCACAACAAGGAGGGGGAACGUUUGACCUCAAAAAUAUUAUUUCGGAAAGCCUGAAACAGGUACAGGAAGGACUGAAGCAGGUGGAGAAUGCACAGAUAAACUUUAGUCAGCGAAUGCCUUAAGUUCAGGUGACUUAAGUCAGCGAAUGUCUUAAGUUCAGGUGACUUUAGUCAGCGACUGUCUUAAGUUCAUGUGAGAAUUCCAGUGUUGCCUCAACCUUUUGUCAGUUAUGAGUUCUGUAAUUGAAAGUUCCGUUACUUUAUACAGGUUUUGGCACCAUAAGGCUGGUGGUGUUUAGGCGGCGGAGUUUUUCUUCUCUUAUUUUAAUUAAAAUAAAAUUACAGCACUGGCUGU
Messenger RNA from Physella acuta, 1672 nucleotides. RefSeq lists its product as uncharacterized. The record is from RefSeq and is a predicted model, not a curated record. NCBI's taxonomy places the organism in Eukaryota, Metazoa, Mollusca, Gastropoda, Physidae. Gene Ontology annotation, molecular function: GTP binding.